This is a messenger RNA of Cornus florida, 1548 nucleotides long. Its product is annotated as large ribosomal subunit protein uL10-like. Gene Ontology annotation, molecular function: structural constituent of ribosome; large ribosomal subunit rRNA binding. Gene Ontology annotation, biological process: cytoplasmic translation; ribosomal large subunit assembly. The coding region runs from base 291 to 785 and encodes 164 amino acids. Gene Ontology annotation, cellular component: cytosolic large ribosomal subunit. The transcript has 3 exons. The record is from RefSeq and is a predicted model, not a curated record. NCBI's taxonomy places the organism in Eukaryota, Viridiplantae, Streptophyta, Magnoliopsida, Cornales, Cornaceae.
CAACCUUGCCCAAAGAUCUAUUUUCAUUCCAAAGAUCUUUUUUCUUUCAUUGGAUUCCUCUGCAGACUGCAUUACUCCAUUUUUUUCUCACUCCAUUACAUCAUUGGAUUCCUCUGCAUUAUCUUUCCCUCUCUACUCCAUCAUUCAUUUGUUUAAAAUCUCAUUUCACAGUCCACAGACUGCCACACCUUUCUUUGUUCCUCUCUUACCUUCUUCCUCUUUCUCCCUUAAGACCCAAAUAACACAUUCCUCUUUCUUCCUCUUUUUCCUCUUUCUAGUCAUCUGAAUCAAUGGCACCUAAAGCAUCAAAGGCCGACAAGAAGAUCGGGUACGAUCAGAAGCUGUGCCAACUUCUAGAUGAGUUCAACCAGAUCUUGGUAGCAGCUGCUGACAACGUUGGGUCGAAACAGUUGCAGCAGAUACGUCAGGGUCUUCGUGGUGAUUCUGUGGUUCCGAUGGGUAAGAACACCAUGAUGAAGAGGUCCAUCAGGAUUCAUGCUGAGAACACUGGCAACAUGACAUUUCUCAAUCUGAUCCCUCUACUUGGUGGCAAUGUUGGGUUGAUCUUUACCAAGGGCGAUUUGAAGGAAGUGAGGGAAGAGGUCGCCAAGUACAAGGUUCAUUGGCCAAAAUGGAACAAGAAUAAGGCCUUGUGGAAUCUUGAGCAACAAAAGGUGCCAAUACUGAAUUCUGGCAGCAGUAGAGCCUGGACUUUGCUUGCCAUUUUGACCUUCCAAACUCGAGAACUGGACUUCCCUCAUAACAUGAAAGAUUUAGAGCUCUGAAUCAGCUUUCCAAAUCUUCAAGUGGUUCAUCAUUCGGAGUUCGGAGCAGAGAGUUAUGAUCUUCACAACAGAGGUGCGCAGAACUGCCUAGCAGCACUGAUGUACUGCCUUUCUCCCCAUUUUCGACCAACCAGACUUGAGAAUUGGGUCUUCAUCAAAACAUGAAGUUUUUAAAGCACUGAAUCAGCUCUCCAAAUCUUCAAACAGAUCGUCAUUCGGAGUUCGGGGCACAAAGUUAUAGCAGUUUUCCCAAAAUAGGUCAGCGCUGAGCAAGAGGAGCAUGUUGCACAUUGCACUAAGUUAGAGUGCUCGAGAUCACCAAGCGUGUGCUCGAAAAUCAGGCAGAAUGCCCUUCGGAAAUGGCUCAUUUCAGCCCACUUGCACAUUGGUUUCCUCAAUGCCAUCUUCCUUCUUUAUGAAGUGGUUGGAGGUGUUCCUUGGAGGAGAGAGGGUAUUGUUGGAGCAUAAAAGGCUACCCAAAGGCCACAUAUAUCAUCAAGCUUCAUCUUUAGCAAGAUAGAGGAGAGAGAAGAGAGCAAGGAGAAGGGUGUUCUUGAGUGCUACAGUAGGAGCUCGAACAUGGAGAUGAGGAUGAUGCUUCUUCCUUCUUCUAGCUCACCAAUGGGCAACUAAACCUCAUCUAGGGAGGUGAUGAAACCCCUCCCUUGUAAGCAUGUGUUAGUAUAGUUUAUUUUUGGGGAUUACAAUGUAUUUUUGAUAGUCUUUCCAUGGUCAAGAGCCUCAUUUUUGUUGUAAUGAAUGU